This is a messenger RNA of Meloidogyne enterolobii, 985 nucleotides long. Lineage: Eukaryota; Metazoa; Nematoda; Chromadorea; Rhabditida; Meloidogynidae. The record is from the annotation of a GenBank genome assembly.
UAUACUCGUUGAAGUCUCUUACCUCAUUUUUGUUUUACAUUUUUUAUUGGCUUCAGCAGAUCGUUGUGAACCUUCAGAUUUUAGUUGGUGCUGGGCUGUUUUUAUGAUGUUUCAUGCACAUGCUUCUGUUAUUUUUCACGCUGCAAGUAUUUGGAUGCUUGUAGUUAUGGCUCAACUAAGAGUUUUAACUAUUAGAAGAGCCACGAAAGGGCCAACAACUCCAUUAAUAACAGAACGCUUUACUGCAUUAAUUGCUUUACUCACAACCAUUAUAAUGGAAGAACAAGCAAGCGUUAUUCUUCCAUGUUGGCAACCUUCUACUAAUUAUUUAACGACUGUGCCUUCAAAUUAUAAUACUGGCAUUGAAGGAUUUAUAAAUAUUACUUCACCAAUAAAUAAUACAAAUAAAAUUAGAAGACAUAGACUAAAACGUUUUCAACGAGAACUACCAACUUUAAUUGGAAAUGACCAUUAUAAUAAUUUAACUAAAACGACACAACCUCCCACAAUUUUUAAUAAUGAACCAAUAGUUUAUACAGUUCGUCCACACGAAAGUGAUUGUAUGAAUCUUAAAUUAGCUUUUUGGACAAACGGAAUUUUAUUUAAAGUAAUUCCCUGUAUUUUACUUACAUUUUCUAUUGCUGCUUUACUAAGAAUUAUUGCGGAUGUUGCACAUAAAAGAAAGAAUCUGGCACAAGUUAUGCGCAAAAAAGUUCCAAAAGAUCAUACAACUCCAAUGCUUGCUGCAAUUUUAACAAUUUUUCUUUUGGCUGAAUUACCUCAAGGUCUUUUACACGUUUUGAAUGGAAUAUUUUCUUCUGAGUCUUUUCAUAAACGUGUGUAUUUGCCUUUGGGUGAUUUAAUGGAUCUUCUUUCUCUCUUAAAUUCGGCUGUUGGAUUUUUAAUUUAUGUUGGAAUGUCAAGGAAAUUUCGAACAGUUUUCCUGCAAAUACUCUUUUCAGUUUUGCAUUUUAUAUUGAGGUAA